AUAUCACACACGGCUUCAGUACCUCAGCCGAUACAGUGGGACGAAGAGCAGCAGUCUCAUACAGCCCGAGGCGUGAGGUACAGGGGGUCCUUUGUCCCUGAGGUGAAGAGGGGCUGCACCAGGAAUUCAGAAGGACCAAUAGAAAUUUCUUGGAUACUUUAUAGCACAAGAUACGUUCCUGGAUCAACGUGGGAUUCUGGGAUAGUGGGUCUGCGUCAGAAAAUGUGACGUCAUCCGGCUCGUGCCUGAAGUCCGAUGAAGAAACGGAGAAGAAAGCGGUACUUCAUCUGCGGUGAACAAGCAGCAAGGCGCCGUGCAGCGUCGUCGAACUAAUCGCGAAGUUUGAAGGAAUGUUAAUGGGCAAAGUAAUAUAAGGACGAUUCAGAACGGAACUCUAUCUUCCAUUAACAGAUAACAAGGUAGCGAACAAUAACGUCGAACUAAAAUAACUAGGACCAACGUAAUUUAGAUUUAUUUCGUAUUAUUCUAAUUCAAACACAGCAACCAUGGUAAUGUUCUCCUGCCUGAGUUACAUGAGCGGCCGCCUCCAGGAGGUGCGCGAAGCUCUGAAGGGGUUGCAAGAUAUCGCUUGGCCUCGAACCUACAGCGUCCACGAAGUGCCCGAGCCCUUUCGAGAGCCAGGGAUCAUCACAGGAUACAGGAGUGACAGCUGCUCUCUCCUCCAAGCCAUCGCCUCUGUGUUUACACUCAACAACGAAGCGAUGAACGUCUGGACCCACUUCGUUCCCGCGCUGUAUUUCGCGUGGCUGACGACGUCCUUCUCAACCUCAAUGGAUCUCUUCGGCGACCCGUUCUUGCUCCCCUUCACCUGCUACAUGGUCUCGGCGUGCGGGUAUAUGCUCAUCAGUUCCUUUGCUCACACCUUCUCCUGCGUAUCCCUCCUGGCCAGAUACGUUUGCUUCUUCUUUGACUACAUCGGCAUAUCCAUGUACUCAUGGGGCGCGGCCUUGCUGUGUUUUAAUUACAGCUUUCCUCUCCACCUGAUGGGAGGUUGGGCGUCCCACAUCUUCCUCCCGCUGGCUGCUGUGAACACCGUGGCAGCCACAUUCUGCUCUUGCCUGUCUCGGUUCUGCGAGGCGAAGGGAAUAAGGACGCUCCUACGCCUCGGGGCCUUCGCGGUGCCCGCCGUGUGGAUCGGGCUCAUGUUGGUCCAGUGGAUCUUCACCUGCUUCUUGUACAGCGGAGUCUGCAAAGAGACGACGCUCUCCCUCCAUUUCGGCCACAUUUUCUUUCUCAUCCUGGGAGCCACCUUCUACGGCUCCCAUCUCCCUGAAUGCAUGUCUCCGGGGAGCUUUGAUACUAUGGGGCACUCGCACAAUCUAUUUCACAUCUGCGUGGUUAUCUCCACUUACUACGAGAUGCUGGCUGGUUUAGAGAACUUGCAGUACCGACGAGACAUCCUGGAAAGCCUUCAUUGGUCACCGUCUCCUGCGUGGGUCACUCUCGUCACGCCAGCUCUCGUAACCCUCAAUGCCGUCACAGUCAUGGUCUUCACAUACUUUAUGCACCGCAAGUUGAACAGCGCCAGUUAUUCCAGUUCCAGAGACAGCGGCGCAAAGAUGCUCAACGGUCACGCCAAAUGUGCAUGACGGAGUGGAGAUCUAAUUGAGUCUCUGAUUACAAUCCCUCCUAAAUAUCUCAUUUCCCUUCGUCCAAUAUACUGUACCCUUUCCUUUAAUUCCAGUCCUGAACGUCACCGAACAAUCCGCAGGAACCUAAAGCACGCGAUGGACCACACCGCCCACCUCCCUCUGUUCUGAUCUCGACCUCUUACUCUGUCCUGGCCACACCAAACACACUGACCUCUUUAAAACACCAAACUAAGACUUUCAUACAAUCUAAAAAAAACUACCAUUCUUUCUCUCAAUGUCGCAUAUUCCCAUAGCUCCUCCCUGCGUGGAGACAGAAACACUAUAAUGAUAUUUGGCGAAGAGACGAAUAGAUGUAACAAUUUCUGAAACACGUGAUAUGAUUCGACCAAUGUUUACCCAUAAAUGUAAAACCGGAUUCAUUGUGUUGCUCUUUAAUGACCGACGAUUUUGAUUGUUCUUUUACUAGUACAAGGCAGUGCCACUGGGUUUAAAUAAAUGGUAUUGUUGAUUUUUCUCUGUUUGUCCGCUAUGUUAUUGUUUAUCAUAAAGAGCAUUAAACAUAUAAUUAUC
Penaeus vannamei (Pacific white shrimp) is the source of this 2183-nucleotide messenger RNA. RefSeq names its product membrane progestin receptor gamma. Gene Ontology annotation, molecular function: signaling receptor activity. NCBI's taxonomy places the organism in Eukaryota, Metazoa, Arthropoda, Malacostraca, Decapoda, Penaeidae. The record is from RefSeq and is a predicted model, not a curated record. Gene Ontology annotation, cellular component: membrane.